Dinoponera quadriceps is the source of this 3292-nucleotide messenger RNA. RefSeq lists its product as uncharacterized. The record is from RefSeq and is a predicted model, not a curated record. Lineage: Eukaryota; Metazoa; Arthropoda; Insecta; Hymenoptera; Formicidae. The coding region runs from base 1045 to 3060 and encodes 671 amino acids. The transcript has 3 exons.
CAAUUAUAUACACGUUUAUUCGCUAACCAUUUGUUUCGAGAAUGCGCGAGACUUCGUUACCCUGGUAACGUAACAAGAAAAUCUAUUUUUAAUUCCUUACGUCAUUGAUUAAGUCGAAGAAACCUGAAAACGAGAUAUCUCGUCGUCCGGCCACAACGUUCGGCUUACUAAAAACCGAGAUUUCUCGUCACCCGUACGCAAUGUGUUAAUAUAAUGUUGCGUUAUCGGAAGUAAUUUUUUCGCCUCCCCAGGUUCGAUCUUAUAAAGAAAUUUUUCGAUUCGAUUAUUCUACAUUCUGUCCGCCGAUCUUUUCGUUACGGUCGGAAUAGAGAAUGGAGAAUAAUCUGUUAAUUGUAACCUAAUGCUGUACAAUCCUUAGAAAUUUUGAAUUGAAUGUUCGGCUCGGAUUGAAACAAAACAUUUUUUAUUCAGAUACCAGUUCACACAGUGAUUUUCUCGGUCUUCAGCGGAAACGAGAAAUACAUGUCCCCUAACAUAAUUUAUGUGCGCGAGCAAAUUGAUAAUAUCAGUCUGAUAUACAAGCUUGAACUUAGGAGGCGCUGCGCCAAUGGCGCCUGAAAACGUCGUAACAUGCAUCGCACGUAACAUUGAAUGAAUCGGCCUUCCGCGAAAAUUCAUCAAUUCAUUUCUACUAUCGAUACCUCCGCCAUACACUGCGAUCGCAAUUGGCUGAAAACUUGUCACAAGUCGUGUUAUGCUGAAACUAUCAAUCCAUUUGGCUAUUUGGAUACUGAUGUUUCUUCUCCUCCUCCAUGCUGUCGUGACAGAAAAACAGAACCAUUCAAGUAUCCGUUACCGUUAUCAUCGUUCUAGUAAACUUUCUCUGUCCGCUUUUCAAUACGCAUUUAAGGCUUGUUACAACAGACGUAAUAUACCAGACGGUCUUUAUAAAAUAACUUAGAUCUUCAAGAAGAGAAAAUAAACAGAUCGCUCCAUAAAAACGACUCGAUCAGGUUAACAUCUUCAAAUGAGAUUCCGCGACUCGAAGGCGGACGGAUUGCGAAAGGAGAACAUUGGCGCACAAUGGAAAGCAAAAACGGGAAAACUUUGCUGGAUUACAACGGCCCGGCGAUAACGGGAGAUUCUGAUAUCAGAAAUGACCAGGCUUUCGCGAACCAUGUUCGCGUCAAGAGAAGUGAAUCGAACGAUUCUUUUUCUCCUUCACAUUCCUGGGGCGGAAAUGGCACGAUCUAUGCGUCCGACGAGUUGCUGUCCAGAUUCGAAGGAUCUCAUGUAAACUCAAAUCACAAAAUUGAAUCCGAUAUGGUCGAUGCAACCACCCGGACAUAUUCAUGGCACAAACGAGGAAUCUUGUCCAAAAACGAGCGACGUAGGGAACGCGUGAAAGGAAGUACCAGACGUUCGAAAUAUCAGGUCGAAGCUCAAGUCAGAGGUAAAAAUCGCGGUACCUCGAAGCCUUCCCGUAAGUUUCCCACGAGGAAAGUUGGUUCGGGUAUGUGUAUCUUUUUGUCACAUGAAUUUGCAGUUUUGAAAGAGAAGACUUGGCUUUUUUUUACUUAUUUUUCCGCGGAUUUUUUCCGUUUCUCAUCUUCUUUAGGAAGAAACAUAAAUCAGGCGGGUUUUAAUCGAACGGUGAAUUUUUCCAAAAGGAAUUUCUCUAUCCUUGAGACAUGGCACAAAAAUAAAGACACAGCAAUCAAUGCGCAUACCAGAAAGAUUGACGGAUCACAGACGAAGUCGAAAAAAGGGAAAAGGGAAUCUGAAAAUAGCAACGGUUGGAACAGCGAUGUUGGUCCUGCCGACUCUGAGAGAACACGAGCUGAUGAAUCGGAGACACCGAUAAGUCAGAGUGAUUCGGUAUCAUUAAUUAACGAUAGCAGGCCUGAAGGACAGCGUGAGGAGAACAGCGUCGUAUUACCUUUCGUGCACACCGGGAAAGCGGAAUUGCGAGUUCGUAUCGAGAAAAUCCCCAGGAACGAAUCUUCGUUUAUUAAUCCCGACUGUUGGAUGAAUCAUUCUACCACAAUCGGUCCUUCUUCAACUACGCCAAUUCAAUCGAAAUAUGAGACAAUUGUUAACACCGGUGUUACAAAUUCUAUAUUCGCUCCAAAUUUUAAUUACACCGGAACUAAGAGAGAAGAAGCCGAUAGUUCAAUCGAGUUUGCCUCGUCGGGAAUCAAAACCGAUCGAAACUUGGAAGAUGGGAAAUACAGGCGUACGAACGAAAAACUUGUGAAAUUUGCGGACGAAGAUAUGAAUUAUCACGCAAAAAGGAAUCAGGGAAUUACGUCGAAACGUCGUCUGCGAAGCGACAAGAACGCGACAGGAUUGAAGCGCUCCAAGGACACUGGACAAAUUACCGGAGGUAUCAAACACGAAAGAACAACGGGAGAGAACGGGAGAAGAGCUCGUGGUAAUCGCGCUGUGAGAUCAAUCGAGGAAAUUAAGGACCUCAUUGAGAAAUUGGUCGUUAAGGUGACUCGCACUAACGUUUUUAUACAGUACGAUUUCAUCGGACGGACUCUCUUCCAAGUACGUCCCAUUGAGCGAACGUCACGAACGUCACGACCGGUGAAAGAUCUCGAAUUUGUGUCUCGUAUCACCGAGUUCUGUGAGAAAUAUUUAUCCGCAUUUUAUACAUUGCUCUGUGCAAUUCGUUUCAAGGUGAAUGAAUUACAAAUUUACGUGAGCAACCAAAGCGAAACUCCACGCACGACGGAUCCUUGCGGCGGUAAGAAGGCAGCUCGAGUAGCGAGGCUCUCAAGGAACUCGAAUUACAAGUCCGAAUUUAUACGAGACACCGGCGAUCGCUUGACGAACAACCGAGAAGAAAGAGCCUUCCGAGUGGCUGCCGGGGCCUCGAGAGUCAAGCGAGCGAAUUCCCGGAGCAGGAGGAAGUUGCUUCGCAAAUGGGACAGGUGGACAGACUGGAGCAGUUGCAGUGUCACCUGCGGCAAAGGCCGGCAGAUCAGGUGGAGGCAUUGCUUGCGCGAUUGCGACGACGCGGAGAUCGAGAUGGCGGAGAAAGCUUGCCAAUUGCCCGCUUGCCCGCCGGGAAAGUUUCUCGGAAUAUUUUGAUAGUCUCGCCGCUCUCCGCUUGAAUAAAUAGCGAUGUACAAGUAUCUCGCGUUUAUUUAUCGUGGAAUCAAACCCGCUCGAAACGAGAAAUUAGUCUCGAAUCAAGAUAGUUUCUUCACGGGUGACACAUUUUCGUACAAAAGAUGCGAAGAAUUCGAAUCACAGCGCUGCCACUCGGCCAGUCCCGAGACGAAAAAGUGGAAUUAGUGACUGUUCUUCUUGAAAAGCAGAA